Messenger RNA from Protopolystoma xenopodis, 345 nucleotides. The record is from the annotation of a GenBank genome assembly. Lineage: Eukaryota; Metazoa; Platyhelminthes; Monogenea; Polystomatidea; Polystomatidae.
UUAGAAGCUCAGCUUCUGGCGGAUAUUCAGCCUGUUCAGGUGACCUGGAAGGUGGGUGAUCAGGAAUUGGUGCAAUCGGAUCGAGUUGAGAUGACGUACCUGGAAGACACCGGAGUGGCCCGUCUUGUAAUUCGUAAAGCCAGCCAACCAGAUUCCGGUGAGUACACCUGCAUGGCCACGGGAGAGGUGAUAGAGCCGAUGACGGGAAAGCGUUUUCUCAAGACCAUCACAUCCAGUGCGACUGUUCUUGUUGAAGCUAUACCGGCCUACAAAGCAGAUAUAAUCUUCAUCAAGCCGGUUGAAGUGAACUUGAAAAGAGAACAAGAAGAGCAGAUCCUCGAGUAA